AGUUGUCCAGCCAGAGAUGAAUGGAAUAAUGAUGAGCGCUUCAACCGGGGUGAUGAACUCUCUCCUGGGUAAGCUGGCCACUUUGAUGGGAGAGGAGUUUGCCAAGCUAAAGAACCUGAGGAAGGAGGUGAAGCACAUCAGCGAUGAACUGAGCAGCAUGAAGGAUGCUCUAGAGAGCCUUGCGGAUGUGGAUACGCUGGAUAAACACACCGCUAGCUGGAGGGACACGGUCAGGGAGAUGUCGUAUGACAUCGAGGAUGUUAUCGAUGACUUCAUGUGCAAAAUUGGGGAGAAAAGCAAAAAAACUGGUUUUAUCCAAGACACCAUUCAACGCCUCAAAACUUCAAGGGGCCGCCAUCAGAUCGCUGGGCAGAUUGGGGACAUCAAGAAACUUGUGCGUGAAACAAGUGAGCGGCGUGAAAGAUAUAAGAUUGAUAUCCCCAAAUCGGGCAAUGUGGCAGUUGACCAACGCGUUGUGGCACUCUAUGAAGAAUCAUCUAAAGUUGUUGGUAUGGAUGGCCCAACCAAUAUGCUUGUCAAUUGGCUAAAAGAUGAGGAGAAGAAGUUGAAGAUUGUAUCAGUUAUUGGUUUUGGAGGUUUGGGAAAAACAACACAUGCCAAUCAGGUAUACCAUAAGCUGGAGGGGAAAUUUCAGUGUGGUGCAUUUUUGCCGGUGUCUCAAAAGUCAAAUAUGCCAAAACUUCUGCAUAGUUUAUUAACCCAACUUGGGUGUGGACAAUAUUGUCAUGACUGUGAGUUAAAUGUUCUUCUCGACCAAGUCAGAGAAAAUCUAAAAAACAAGAGGUACUUGGUUAUUAUCGAUGAUCUAUGGGACGUAUCAGCAUGGAAUAUUAUUAAAUGUGCUUUCCCAGAAAAUAAUCUUGGUAGUAGAUUAAUAGUAACUACAAGAAUCAAGACUGUGGCUGGGGCAUAUUGUUUCGGUCACCAUGAGCACAUUCUUGAAAUGAAACCUCUUAGCGAAGAAGACUCAAGGAAAUUGUUUUUUGGUAGGAUAUUUUGCUCUGAAAAAGCUUGUCCAGGUCAACUCAGAGAUGUUUCAGUUGAGAUUCUCAAGAAGUGUGGUGGUUUGCCACUUGCAAUCAUUAGCAUAUCCAGCCUAUUGGCAAGUGAUCGUUCCAACCAAAAGGAGAGGUGGAAACAUGUACUGAAUUCAUUGGGGUCAGUGUCAGGCACAAAUCUUACCUUGGAAGCAAUGAGACAGAUCUUGAACCUUAGCUACAAAAAUCUUCCUCACCACCUCAAGACAUGCUUCUUGUAUCUUGGUAUGUUUCUGGAGGACUCUGAAAUAUAUAGGCACGAGUUGGUAAGCCUAUGGGUUUCUGAAGGCUUUGUUAGUAAAGCACAUGGACAAAAUCCAAAACAGAUUGCGAUAAGUUAUUUUAAUGAGCUUGUCAACAUGAGUCUUAUUCAACCUGUACAGAUUGACAUGCAUGGGUCAGUGUUAACUUGCAAAGUACACGAUAUGUUGUUGGAUCUUAUCCUGUACAAAUCUGCGGAAGAAAAUUUUAUCACUGUAGUAGACAACCCAGAGGCCAUUACAGGACAGCUUCAAAAGCCCCGUCGGAUGCUCUUCAACUUGGAUGGUGCAACAUUGCCAAGGGACGUUAAUAUGUCACAAGUGCGAUCAUUUGCAAACUGGAGAGGAUCCACGAAUAUACCUUCAUUGGCAGAAUUCAAGUAUCUUCGAGUGUUUAUAGCUGACUUCAGUUCUAGUUCUGUUGAUGACAACCGGAAAAUCGACCUGACAGGAUUGUGUAAGUUAUAUCAGCUGCGACAUAUACAGAUUGAAGGCUGUGAUAACUGCCAGCUACCAACGCAGAUUAGAGGGCUACAAAAGUUGGAAACAUUUGAUAUAGAUGGGUCCUGUAUCCCAAUGGAUAUUUUUCACCUGCCGUGUUUGUUGCCUGAGGGCAUCGGUAAAAUGAAAUAUCUACAGCGUCUGAGAUGGUUUGACACGCUGCACACCUCAAUCGACAGUAUCAAGGGCCUAGGAGAGUUCACCAAUCUGAGACUUCUGUACCUCAGAACCGGUUUUUCUGAAGAUGUGGACAUGGAUGUUCUAAACUCUUCUUUGGGGAAACUUUGUAACCUCGACUCCCUGAAUGUAUUUUCACCUGAUUCUUGGAUACCUGAGGCACUAACCUUGUCGCCUCCUCCCCCCAACCUCAUGGGACUCUCCAUGAUGCGAAUAUCCCGGGUCCCAAACUGGAUUGGGGAACUCCAUAACCUCCAGAGCUUGCAUAUCACUGUUGAUAAGCUAGACAAGGAUGAUGUUGGUAUUCUCGCGGAGUUACCCGCCCUCAUGGACCUAGAAUUAACGUUCAAUAGAGCCCUGGAAGAAAUAAUUGUCAUCUAUGGGACAUCAUUCGCAAUCCUGAAGCGGUUUGUUGUCUACUGGACUGUCAUGCCACAACUGACCUUCCAAGCCGGAGCAAUGCCUAAGCUCCAGAGCCUCUCUCUACCUUUGAACGCCAGGGGGUGGAAGCAGGACGAGAGCACCACACCUACAGGCAUCGAGCACUUGUUAGCACUUGAAAGAAUCUCUGUGGGGAUUGGGAGUGAGACUGAAUCUGAACAGAGAAGCGCAGAGUCAGCCAUUAGGAGCGCUAUCAACAUGCAUCCUGGCCAUGCUCACAUUAAAAUCGAUAUCCAAUGUUACUAACAAACAGCAUGGAGGUUUUGGUGGUAAUUCAUGAGACACCGAUUUUCAGGGAAGUCGAUUCUUUUCUAUGGAGCAACAAGAUGAGGCACGGCAAGGAACAUUGAGGUGUCUCCAACAUUUAUGUCGUAUUGCAGCGGACGGAGAUGGAUUACUGCAUUUUCUCCCAGUCGGGAAUAUCGAGCUAUCACUUUGCUUUGUUCUGCUAGAUAUCUCGACAAACUGUUUCUCCUUCGUCUCCAAGAUUAUGCACGAUUACACUUUGCUUGGGUUCUCCUCUAAUUAUGCAAGAUUAUCUCGAUCAUAUGUUCUUGUUAUUGUUGUAUGUGUAAGUUUGCUUCUUGCAUCAAACGUAUUCAACUGAACAUUUAUUCCUUGCACUGUUUGCAUUUCUGAAAAGGACAGUUUAUAUGUUGUAUUUCGUGGCAA
Molecule: messenger RNA, 3109 nt
Organism: Triticum urartu
Lineage: Eukaryota; Viridiplantae; Streptophyta; Magnoliopsida; Poales; Poaceae
Product: disease resistance protein RGA5-like
Biological process (GO): defense response to other organism
Molecular function (GO): ADP binding
Source: RefSeq, a predicted model, not a curated record